AUGGGCCUGAUGGGAGCCUUUGAGGGCCAACUUCCCCAGCUGGAGGGCGUGGCCCAGCCCUGGGAAAGCACGGGGCUCUGCCAGGGCGCCCUGAUCACCUGGUACCACCAUCAGACGGAUUUCGGGAGCACCCUGGCCAUCCUGCCUCCCAGGUGUCCGGGAGCGGGCAGCGUGAGUGCAAUAUUCAGACCGCUGGUGCCCAGGACAGCACGGCGGUGGCCUCCGCCUCCUGGACGCCUGGACGCUGUGGAGGGAGCGCCCUUCCCCACUUGGGGGUGCAGGGACCAGAGGCAGAUUCGGGGCAGCGCCCACGGGUUCCAGUCCCAGGGAGGAAGGCGUGGCCCUGGCCAUCCCCCCACUGAGGCCAAGCGAGAAGUCCCACCUGUUUGUGAGUUACAGAGGCGUGGACGCCACGUGGACCCGCGGGCUCUUCAGUCCCUUGGAGGCGGACCACGCGGGGCUGAGGGUCUGCCUGCACGAGCGGGACUCCACGCCGGGCAGGAACGCGCUGGAGAACGUGGCAGACUGCAUCCAGCAGAGUGGGGGCUUCGUGCAGAGCCGGCGGUGGCUGCUGGAGGCCGACUGUCCCUCUUGGGCUCCUGCCUGGAGGGGAAGCCGGUCAUCCCGGUCGUACGGAGGGCCUGCCGGGUCCCGCUGCACCUCAGCCUGACCUGCCUGGAGGCUGCGGACAGCCGCUUCUACCCGAAGGAGGCGCAGCUCCUGUGCCUCCCCAGCCAAUGUGUGGCGUGCCCCGGCCCUGCGCUCGGCCCCCACGCUCUACAGCGGGGACACCUGCUGACCCUGGACUGCGUCAACAGGGGCAACCUGCCCUCGUGGAAGGUGGGCACCUUCAGCACCCUGGGUGUCCCGGACCCCUUGAAGGAGGUGCUGGAGGACCCCGAGGUGUACAAGCACGCCGUGGGCACCGUGAGCGGAGCUCGGUCGCCCGCGUCCUGCCUGCGGUACCGGGGCUGCAGGAUCACACUUGGCAUCGUCCUGAUUCUUCUCUCCUCGGCAUCGCUGUUCCUCCCCUUGCUUUUAGGGCUCAGGGAACGCCACCCAGCUCAGCGGUUCCUCCUGAUCACCGCCAAUGCAUUCUUCUGCCCCUUCCUCAUGGUCUUCAGUGUUAACGCCCUGUGCUGGUUCCGAAGGUUUUCCAAGAGGAAGACGCGGGAGCUGGUCCGCAGAGCUGGGGAGGCCAGCCUGCUGCUGGCGCCGCACUCGGCGCUGACGGGCUGCGAGACCAGGAACAGACCCUGCUUCGUGUACGUGCUGCUGGGGGACUGCAGGCGGGCCCUCCUGGGCGCCCCCGAGGGCGAGGCCCUGUUCCAGGAGGCCCUGCUGCCGUUCUCGCCCAGCUACACCUGCUGCCUGGCCCACGCACGCCGCCCCCACCGCGAGGACGCCGCGGGGGCCCCGGGCCACGUGGAGCUGGGCCUGUGCUUCUGCCAGUUCGUCUCUCUGCAGCUGAAGAGACUCGGCGGGCUCGGGGUUAAACCCGUGUGACGGCUGGAGGGCCCUGCGGACGGGGCUGCGCUGAGCCCUGGCUGGUGCACGCAGGCCUCUCCCCUUGGUCCCCUGUGCCGAGUGUGGUGGCCCUCAGGCCCCUGCGUCCUGCCAGGCCAGAGCAGGACUGACUGCGGACCGGGCGCCCUUUCUGCCCGUGGCCUCCCCUCCAGCUCCGCCCCAGCUCCUAACUGCAGACCUGGUGGCUUCUGCUUCUCCUUCCCCUUUGGGUGGAGGGCGUGCUUGGGGCUGCAGCGACGCCCCCUGCAGCAGGGGGCGGUCCAUCCACCGGCGCUGCCCCUGAAGGCUGGCUCCGCUUCUGCUGACGCUGUUCAUCCCCGAGAGAGCAGCCUUGGAGCGCGAACUGGUUCUGGGUGUGGGGAUAGCCGGGCAACCUGAGAGUCCUGGCUGAGCGGCGUGGCUCCCAUCGCUCUGUGCCCCCAGGGGAGCAGGACUCUGGCCGGGGUCCCCAGAGGUCCCUACGCACCAGGGCCGGACGUUGGAGGUGCACAGUGGCCCUGGGGCUCUGUCCUGGGCCUCAGUUAACCGAUCUGUAGAUGAGCAGCUGGCAGAAGUUCCUGGCCCUCCUCGGGGAGCCCCGGCCCGCGGCCAGGUGCUGUGCUGGCGAGAGCUUAGCUGAGCCCCUACGUGGUAUCGUGGCCCCAGAGCCACUUCGUUUGGCCGGCAGCCUUGCAAUCAGCAAGUGCAGGCGCGGACAGCAGCCCCAGAGCCACAGGCCAGUGCAGGCUCCUGAGGGGCCUUCCCAGCAGCCCCGUGAGCCACAGUGCCCUCCCUCCCUGGCCUGCCUUCCCCUGGCGCCCCUUAGAUGAGACCCCCAGGGUAGA
Messenger RNA from Balaenoptera acutorostrata (minke whale), 2351 nucleotides. RefSeq lists its product as uncharacterized. The record is from RefSeq and is a predicted model, not a curated record. The transcript has 4 exons. The coding region runs from base 1 to 1506 and encodes 501 amino acids. Lineage: Eukaryota; Metazoa; Chordata; Mammalia; Artiodactyla; Balaenopteridae.